This is a messenger RNA of Biomphalaria glabrata, 2656 nucleotides long. Its product is annotated as dnaJ homolog subfamily B member 6-A-like. Lineage: Eukaryota; Metazoa; Mollusca; Gastropoda; Planorbidae. The transcript is spliced from 8 exons. The coding region runs from base 345 to 1250 and encodes 301 amino acids. The record is from RefSeq and is a predicted model, not a curated record. Gene Ontology annotation, molecular function: Hsp70 protein binding.
GCCUGGGACUAGAAAGAGGCGCCGCUAGUGCAGAGCGCUUUCUUUCCAUGUUUUUUUUUUCCUCUUCUUUCGAAGUCCCUGCUGCUCGCCCUGUGGUUGUGUCGAGACCAGGUCCUCUAGCAGUUUCAGACCGAUGUUUGGGACCAGUUGUUUCAUUUCCUGUGUGUGGUGAUUCAUUCCUGGAGCUUAUGUGGAUAAAGAACGCCAGGACAAAGCUGCAGAGAGUUCCUACGCUAUCACAUGGCCACUUCAUGGAGUCUACUUUGUGUUUUUAGCACAGGACACCAAAUCAAAUAGUGAAGAAUAAGAGUGUUACAGUGUUAUUGUGAGUUUAGAGUGGCGCAAUGCCAGCCACAAGAAAGAGCAGCAGUGCAAAUCUUGAUUACUAUGAGGUGUUGGGCAUAGAGGUGUCUGCCACUGAGCAAGAGAUUAAAAAAGCUUAUAGGCGGCUAGCUCUGAAAUGGCAUCCCGACAAGAACCCAGAAAACAAAGAUGAAGCAAAGAGGAAAUUUCAAGAAAUCUCUGAAGCUUAUGAUGUCCUUUCAGAUAAACAAAAAAGAGAUGUUUAUGACCGCUACGGCAAAGAUGGCAUACGUCAUAGAGGUGAUGAAGAUUUCAACUUUGACCCGUCAGGAUUCGGAAAUUUCCACUUCCAAUUUAGAAGUCCAGAGGAAAUUUUCAGAGAAUUCUUCGGCACAGAUGAUCCUUUUGCUAGCUUCUUUGGUGUUGCGCGGCGAAAUGGCAACACAUUUGAAUCAUCUUUUCCAGGGUUCCCUCAUGGGAACAGUUUUGCAUCCUCCUUCUUCUCCUCACAAGAUCCAUUUGCCAGCUCAGGUUUCGGCCGACCAAUGAGACGACGGAGAGGGGAGCACAGCCGCGGUAGACUAAGCGGACUUCACAUGCAUCACACUCAUCACCCUUUCCUGGCCUUCUCCCCGCGUGUCCACUUUGGCUUUCCCAUGAUGUCCGUGAUGUCUGAUCCAUUCUUUGGAUUUUCUGGAGCCACAACUGCUGGGAUAUCACAUUUCUCAAGCACAAGUUUUGGAGGUCCAACAAUAGGUGGCAACUUCCGCUCUACUUCCACUUCAACAAAGAUAGUCAAUGGGAAGCGUAUUGUCACUAAAAAAGUUGUCGAGAACGGUCAGGAGACUGUGAUGAUAGAAGAGGAUGGGGUGCUAAAGUCCAAGAGUAUCAAUGGAGUACCCCAGGCUCUAGAUGGUCCCACAUCGAAACCUAGCAUUAGAGCCUGAGGUUAGUGUAGGAACCAAAACUUUGUUUGCUGUUGUCCUUGUAGUCAAUCUUCGGUUUGGUUUUGACCAUCAACUUAUCAUUUGGUCAGGACAUGCUGUUCAUAUUUGUUUUCAUUACAGAAAGAGAAUGGAAUAAAAUGUGCUUAUCUACAAUUGGUCUUUUAAAUUGAACAUUGUUGAAAGUCCUAAUUUGUUGGUUAUACUUUAAAAAAAAAAACAACUAAAAAAAAAAUAAUUCUGGACUUUCUCUUAGCCAGUGGAAAUGAAUUCUUAGUAAUUCAUAUCCCUGCAGUCCAACAGUAUUUAGUAAUUGUCUUUUUUUUUUUUUGGAUGGUUCAUUAUUUAUGACAAAUUAAUUCUUUGUUUCUUUGUGUUUGCAAGUAUUGCAGCCAACUAUAUCAUUUGGACUAAGGUGAUUGGAGCUGUUUCAUAUCAUGUUAUACAUUUUUACUCCUAUACAUGUCAAUCUAUGCGUCUAAAUGUUGUCAUUGAUUUCUGCAUAUGUUUAAAAACACAUUAUUAUUUGCCAUAAGAGAGCUUUGAAAUUUAAUUUGUUACUGGGAGAAAAAAAAACAUUUUGACAGUAAUAAUUAAAAUAACCUUUCAUAAUUUUUUUCUUUUCAAUUUAUAAAGUCAUUUCAAUUAAAAUUGAUUUUCAUCUUCUUUAAGUUUUUAGCUAUUACAAAAAAAUCUUAUCUGAAAUCAAACUUGAAUUUGAAUUGACCCCAUAUCAGUUGUCUGCAUAAACCAAUUGGAGAAUGUGUAUGUGUUUCUGUGAGAACAGAAGUAACUGACCAAUUGAGCGCUUGUCUUUGUGUGAAUGUGUAUACUAUUUAAUCCCAAGUGUCUGGCUAUGUAAGAACAAGAUGAAAAGAGUGAGUGAGAGAGAGAAUGUUUGACAUAUAUAUAAAUAUAACUACUCAGCAUCCAUGCGUUCAAACUUGUAUCUAUUAACUGUGGAUUGAAACUAUAAUGUAGCUCUUGUAUUUUAGAAUGCUUGGCUCUAUAGUUGUUUAGUAACCAUAUUGUGAUUUCCAUAGAAAGCUGUAUUACCAUCACCAUGUCACUGUCCAAUCAACAAUAUUACAAAGUGCAGGUUAUGCUGUUCAGCCUUGUAUUCAUUCAACAUGUCUUUUGUUUAGUGCUUCAUGAUUAUACACACACACACACAGACAAAUAGCGUUUUUGGGUUUAAUGCAAUGUUUAUUUCAACUACUAUGGUGACAGUAUUUUCUAUGAUUCUGGCUUUGUGGAAGGCAUAAGUCUCUUACUGUACUGGAAAUGUGGCGCCUGUAUCUAUGUCUUUGCCUGUUGUAUGUACAGAUGUACCAGCAGCUCUCAAAUUUGUACUUUAGGACUACACACAUGCAUUACUUCAAGGUAUUCAAUAAAUGAUUUAUUGCAUU